AUGUCGGUCCCCCUCCACGAGUUGGGGCCGGAGGCGGUGUCGCGUCGACAUCUGAUCGACGAGGUGAAGCUGCAGCUCAGCAUCGUGGGCGACGAGUUCGACUGCUGGAUCUACGGCUUUUUGGAGAACAAGAAGUACAACGUCCAGGAGACGGUUGCCAAAUUGCAGCGGCGCUUCUCGAUGGAGGUGGAUGAGCUGGCGAGGUACACCUUCACGGACUACAUGCGCGAGUCGCUACGCUCUGGCAUUAUUCAGUGCGUGGGGGAGGACAAAGCGGGACGCACGGUCUUCUACGUCACGAGCAGGCGGGACCGCCCGGUGUCGUCGCGCCGAGUGGAAAACAGGCACACGUUUGACAUGAUGGUGAGCUACGGCACCCGCCUCCGCGCCGAAAGCAAGCGCUGCCAAAUGGUGAUGCUCAUCAACCAGGAGAAGGCCAGCUUGUGGAGCAACAUGGACAUGACCUUUCAGGCGGAAAUCGCCCUCCGCAUUUCGAAGUUCUACCCGGGCGCCGUGGACAAGAUGUACGUCUGCAACAUGAACCGGACCCUGGCGGCGAUGGCAAAACCCAUCUUUUCGCGCCUCCCGGCGAUUGUGUCGGACCGCAUAAUGAUUAUAACCGACGCCGAAAUGAAGUCCGGGAAGCUGUUGGAGUACUUUGACGAGAGUGUCCUGCCGGUGGCGCUGGGCGGCACCAACGACUGUGAUGACCAGGAGCACUGGGACGCAUACGCCGCUUCGAUCGAGGACUUCUACGCACAGUUGAAGGAGGCAGUGCUCUUCCGUGGCCUGUCGGUGAAGGAGUGGGAACUCUCGUGUCUCAAGGUGCCUCCUCCGACAAGUAUGCUUGCGACACCAAGGUCCGAUGCGUACAGCUUGCUCUCCCUCAGGACGUGCUGCUCCGGCCCAAGUGACGUGUAUUACAGCAGCACCACUAAGACGGGCACAAGCGGCGAACAGUGCCUAUUGGUAAUUGAGUGGAAAUCCGUCGUGCAUUGUUUCCCACGGGGUUUAGGCCUGUUCUUUUUGGAGGAGCUGCGGCGGUGGCGUCUUGAGGUUGAAUCGGACGAGACAGAGGCACGCUACAAAAUCUUGGAUGAGCACAUAGCGGCCCGCAGGCUUCAGGGCGCGGCAGACCUGGAGAUUAAUCUGUCGGAAAAAAAGUGGUACACGCAAAUCCCCGUGCAACUGCAGCUACUCUACCGGUUUUGUCUCUUGACCCUCACGGUUUUGAAUGGUAUCUACUUUUUCGCCGCCCUUGUCUUUCUUGCGGUUUUUGGUGGAAAUAUUGUUGCGACUCUCUUUUUUGGGUUCUUCGUGCAGUGGAAUUAUGUCUUCCCGCUCAGCGCGGCACUCGUCAUGUCCGCCCUGCAGUGCUUCGUCGUGUGCUCACGCGCGGUGGACAUUCUUGUUGCCCUCGCGCGCCGAAAAGUUAUUCGGCCGUUCGACAACAUUGGGUCGCAUCUGGGCGGCAUUGCGCAGAUGUCCUUCUUUUUGGCAGUGGUGGUGCUGCAAUUUGUCAUUUUCUGCGUCUUCGCCGUGUGGCACUCCCCAAUCUUCGGUCUGCAGGCCUCGUUUGCUGUCGGGUGGCUGUGCGCCGCCGCUCUCGUGGUGAUUUGUCACGCGUUGUUCCUCUUUGACUGGCUGAAUCCGCGACACCGGUUUAGCCGGGGAGGGCGGCUUUUGUGUCUCCCAUGUUUUGUGCUGUGGAAUACGCCGGAGGUGACGGAGGGGAAGGCGAACGCCUACACCCUGCGCACCUUCUCCUACGUCAUCUGCGGCAUUCCGGUGCUUCUGAGCCUACUGUUUGGCAUCGGGUUUCUCAUCAGCCGCGUCGUUGGGCUGGCGGUCGCGGUUUGCACAGCCGCCAUCGUUGCCUCCUUCAUAGUCACCUAUUACGCGGAUUCCAUGUCGAACGCGCUCAGCGGCUGCCUGGUUCGAGCCGCCAUAUGGAUUGCCAGCCUGGUGUGGGUGUUUGACUGCUACACCUUUGGCUUCCACGACUACAGCAACACGUGGUUUGUCCCGGUGCUCGUCUCGUCUUUCGUGGCCGCCUGGUACCUCCUCUUUUCCUUCAUUUGCCUACGGCAGGACGAGUCUUGCGUCCUCCUCCGCGUGGCUAUCGGGUCCCUCGGACUUUUGCUCUGUGCCACGUGGAUCUCCACCUUUCCCGUUACUGGCUGGCGGAUGGGCCUCUUCUGUACUUGCUUCCUGCUCCACAACGUGCUUGGGAUGCUGUUUAACCGCUCUGACCGGACAAACAUUGGCGGGGUGUUCGUUGCCUCGGCGGCGGUGCUGCUGAUCAUCAUGGCCGGCACGCUGCUCGGCUGGCACGGCAUGAAUCCCUUCGUGACGUCCCCCCGCAGUCUUCCACGCGACGCUGCGGCCGCGCCCCUGACGCCGCUCGCCGAGUACCACCGCUACCCCGUCUGCAGCCUUCGCACGGCCGGCGGGCUCGCCAUCACCGACUUUGCCCUCCUCACCCAGCUGGUCAACGCGUACCCCAGCGACGCCUUUUGGGUCGACUUUAGGAACUGGUUUAACACCACCGAUUUCACGUACCGCGGCGUCGUUCUGGAGUUUUCCCCCGAGGCGGGAACGUGGGACCUCCACCGCUUCGACUCCGCCACGCACAACCAGACGGUGCUGGUGCUGAGCAACAAGGAUGGCUUUUCCUCCAUGCUGACGACGACCGCCUGGCUGGGCUCCAUGGCCCUCGCGCCGCUGCACAUCUUCCUCCCCACAGACUGGACGAACAGGAUCGUCUACUACAUGUCCUUCGUGACCCCAAUGGUUGAUUUCCAGUGGAGGCGAUACCAGCGUCAGCUCGCGGAGUACCUGCGGCGCGCCAAAGCCGUGGAGACGAGGGAGCUGGUGCUGACAGGUAGCGGCAUUGCGGGUGGAAUUGCGUCCAUGGCGGGCGCCCACGCACGUACCCAAACAAUCGUCUUUGGGUCUCCCGGCUUGCUGCAUCUUCUGCGUCUCACGGGCGUCUCGGAGGACGACUACCACCACUACGUCCUGGCUGUCGGUGCGGCCAACGGGGUGCUGGACAACGUCGGUGGCCAGGACAUCACAGUGAAGCAGAAGCUGCGCUGUAGAGGAAACGCCAUGAGAUGUCUGUCGAUGGAGUACAUCUCCAGUGAACUACUCAGCAGCUGUGACACCUCUGGGCGACGACAUGCCGUUUAUUAA
This is a messenger RNA of Trypanosoma conorhini, 3195 nucleotides long. RefSeq lists its product as uncharacterized. NCBI's taxonomy places the organism in Eukaryota, Euglenozoa, Kinetoplastea, Trypanosomatida, Trypanosomatidae. The record is from RefSeq and is a predicted model, not a curated record. Bases 1 to 3195 code for a protein of 1064 amino acids. The transcript has a single exon.